AUGGAAAUGGACUUCUACGACAUCGCCAUGCGGGCCCCAUCCGCCGAGCACUGCUGCUCAGUGAACCCGUGGAAGUCCCGCCUGGCUCUCAACUUCAAGAACAUCCCCCACACCACCAAAUGGGUUCCCCUCCCCGAGAUCCCCAAGUUCCGCCGUGAGAAGCUCGGCAUGGAACCCUGCCGCAAGCACGCCAACGGCUCCGACUUCUUCACCCUCCCUGUCCUGGUCGACCACGCCACGGGGGCCAAGGUGGGCGACUCGUUCGACAUCGCCCUCUACCUGCAGAAGACGUACCCGGACUCGGGCGACGGGGACCUCUUCCCGCCCCAGAAGCUCGGCUUCUACUUCGACCCUGUCCUCCCGUCCUGGGCGCCGCCGCUGUCGGUGCGGAACGACAGAGAGCAGGAGGAGUACGCCAGCUUCAACACGCACGUCGACGCGGCAUUCUCGACCUACGCGGGUCUCAUGGGGUACACCAUGCCCGUGGACUCGGAGGCCACCCGCGAUGAGUUCGUCCGCCGCGCUGGGGCCAAGUCCUGGGACGACUUCGAGGUCAAGGGCGAGGCCCGCGAGCAGAUGAUCGAGGCUUUCAAGGUCACGCUGGGCGAGCUCGCCAAGGAGUUCACAAAGAACGCCGGCGGGCCGUUUAUCCUGGGCGCGCGGGCUACGUAUGCCGAUAUCAUCGUUGGUGGGUGGCUGUACAUGGCGAGCAGGACUCUUGUGGACAGCGAGUGGCAGCAGGUCAGGAGCUGGCACGGGGGCGUCUUUGGUGAUUUGUUUGAUGGGCUGAAGAAGUAUGCCGAGGUGAAAUAG
This is a messenger RNA of Clonostachys rhizophaga, 813 nucleotides long. The record is from the annotation of a GenBank genome assembly. Lineage: Eukaryota; Fungi; Ascomycota; Sordariomycetes; Hypocreales; Bionectriaceae.